Messenger RNA from Nycticebus coucang (slow loris), 1211 nucleotides. RefSeq names its product ankyrin repeat domain-containing protein 26-like. The coding region runs from base 33 to 941 and encodes 302 amino acids. The record is from RefSeq and is a predicted model, not a curated record. The transcript is spliced from 7 exons. Lineage: Eukaryota; Metazoa; Chordata; Mammalia; Primates; Lorisidae.
AGCAGAGACUGUCCGGACUGCAGUGUAAAACUAUGUCACUUCAACAACAGCUGGAUGAUGUUCACAAGGAUUCUGCAGAUAAAGAGAAGGCAAAACACACCAGAGACAGACCGUGUGCUGCAGUGGUGAAGGCUCUUGAAGUAGGGCAUGAAAGGUACAGUCUGCUUUUGGAAGAGGAAAACAAGAAGUUGCUUGAUGAAUGCAAUCACUUAAAAGAAAGGCAGUACCAAUAUAAAAAAGAGAAAGUGAAAAGAGAAGCAGUUUUGAGACAACUUCGCCAAGAACUGUGUGAUACCAUGCAAAAACUAUCCAGAUCGGAGACGUUACUAGAAACUACAUCAUGUUGUCACAUUCAUUUAGAAGAUGAGACCCAACAUUCAAUGAGAAAAAUAAGUCAGAUGACAAACCAAUUUCAAGAAGUAGAGGAUCAACUCAAAGAGGAAGGACACCAUGCUGAGAAGAUGCUAGACCAAUGGAAAAAGAUCAAAAUGGCAAAUUCCAAAUUAAAACUUACUGUCAAAGACCAAGCCGAAAAACUCAACCAGUAUGAGAAAGACUUGUCAAGUGAAAGUUUCGUGCAGAAAUCUCUGGAAGAUCAGUUAGCAGAGACUAUAAAAUGUAAAAGGAUGAUGGAAGACCGCAUGCAAAGCCUUGAAAAAGAAAAUUCAAAAAUGAAAGUAAACUUUGGAAAGACACUGGACUGCGUUGAGAAAUAUGUGUCAUCUGCAAGUUCAACUGGAGCAUCAUCUCAAGGAAAAUUAGAGCAUAUUGUUUCAGCAGGAGCUCAGAUGAAAUCCUGUAUUGCAUAUCUGGAAUCUGAAAUCUCUGUAACAGAAACUUCUCGAGAAGAAAUCAAUGAAACCACAUUUCGGAAAUACAAGCAACUCUAUCUAAAAGAAUUGAAAAUUAGAAAAUUGUCAUACAAAAAACUAAGAGAGUAGGUCAAAACACAAAAUCAUAGAAAAUAAAUUAAGUUCAUUAAUUUUCCUCAAUGCAUAAUUUUUUAGGGAGGGAAGCUCAUGAAAUUAUUUGGAAAUAAAAACAGGUCUUAGUGAACUUAAUUUUGAAAUAUUCAUUCAGAGCAGUUUGUUUUUCUCCCUUUUUAUGAUUUUAUAUGAAAUUUUUUCAUAUGAAUUAUUAUGUAGUGAACCUGAUCUCUUAUUCCUUCAGCUAGAUAUUUUUGUAGCUUUAUAAUUUAGACAGUGAUAUUG